Symbiodinium necroappetens is the source of this 341-nucleotide messenger RNA. The record is from the annotation of a GenBank genome assembly. Lineage: Eukaryota; Dinophyceae; Suessiales; Symbiodiniaceae.
GAGGCGGCCUCCACGCCAAAGGUGGCUACCAACAGGAAGCCGGGAGUUCGGUGCUCUUCGAGAACUGCUUGGCAGACAGCGGCGCCUUGGCAGUCGAGGAUGCAGAUGAGUGUUGUGACGGCGGGGGUGCACAUUUGUGGUGGAACUUCACACAGGGCCCCAACAGCUCCGCUAUCUUCCGCAGCUGCCGGGCGGGACAACACGGCUGCCUCCUUGCCAUGUCCGACUACCGGCAGGAAGCCGGGAGUUCGGUGCUCUUCGAGAACUGCUCGACGAAAGGCACCUUGGCAGUCGAGGAUGUAGAUGAGGGUUUUUGCGUUCGGGUUUCCUCACCACAGUAA